AUAUAUGCUUACAUACAUAAUUGUAAACAUACCGCCAAAGGCGGGGUAUCGGAUGUGCUCCUUUACGUCAAUACCGUUUGUUGGGACGAUAGUGGAACUCUUCUUCUCUCUGGUUCUGAUGACCGAAAAAUCGUUGUCACCAAUGUUUUCUCUGAAACUCGUCCGGAGAGCUAUUCUCAACGUCUGGUGCCGGAGAGUAACAUAUUUACCUCUAAGUUUCUUAAAUGUUCUAACACUUGCGAAAUUGUCACGGGCUUCAAAUGUGGAUGCGUUGUCUUAUCAAGCGCGGAACCAAAAUCAGAACAAAUCUCUACUCAUUGCCCAUUGUUUUGCCAUAAAUUAGCUGUAUACAACGUUAUACCUCUGCCGGAUUUUCCAUUUUGCUUUUUAUCCAUAUCUCAUGAUAGAUCCGUGAAUCUUUACGACAUUCGUAUUCCUCAUUACUUUGGGCGAAACAGUCAAUUAUGCAACCGUUCAUGCUAUGCUGGACGAUUUGGUGGGCAUUCUUCCUCUUGUAUAGUUCAAAGACUUGGAUUUAUGCUUCCAGUUACUGCUGGCGAUAUUCAUCCAACAAAGCUCAGCACAUGUAUUGCUUUGGCCAGUGUUGAUGGCUUUGUAAGGCUUUUUGAUCUUCGAAAUUUGGUGAAACCCAGUAAGGAGUUUAUUACCAUCAGAUUUAAUUCAUUUGCUGUGUUAUUCAAAUAUGUUUUUCUUCAGUUUAUUAUUUUUUGA
Protopolystoma xenopodis is the source of this 732-nucleotide messenger RNA. The record is from the annotation of a GenBank genome assembly. Lineage: Eukaryota; Metazoa; Platyhelminthes; Monogenea; Polystomatidea; Polystomatidae.